Molecule: messenger RNA, 957 nt
Organism: Episyrphus balteatus (marmalade hoverfly)
Lineage: Eukaryota; Metazoa; Arthropoda; Insecta; Diptera; Syrphidae
Exons: 1
Coding region: 88-888 (266 amino acids)
Source: RefSeq, a predicted model, not a curated record
UUUUUUAGUGUCAACAAAAAACUAAACAGUCACUUUUUUUAUUUGUUUAAACAUAUAUUUCUUUUUACUUAAAAUAUAUUAUCGAAAAUGCAUAGUUCUCAAAACGAAAGAUCUCGAGCUUUUCUAAGCAAAGUAAUGACAAAAAAAGGUCGUUCUGUCGGCGAGUCCAGGGCAUCUUUAAGAGAUCAUCAGCAAAUUCAUCAAAGAAAUUCAAAUCAAUAUGGAAAUCAAAAAUAUUCUGAAAAUUUGGAACAAGACCCUUACGAUAUUAACCCUUACGAUAUUCAACAAUUUAAAACACUUGCAGAAAGUCAUGGUGGUGGUGAUUAUAGGCAUGAACCGAUUUAUAGCAACGAAAAAGAAUACUAUGACAAUGAUUACGUUCAGCAUAAAAAAUCACAAACUGAAUUUACAAAAAAGAAAUCGGAUGAAACAUUUUCUCAAAAAAGCAGUUUUACUGAUCGCAGUGAUAGUACACGACAAACAGCUUUAAGGAAACCAACCAAAAACGGGAAACAACUAAGGGAAUUAGUUGGAUCGAAAGCAAGUCUGCAUAAGUUGAUUAAAGAUGGCAUUACUAGCGUCAGUAAUCGGAAUCUUUGUGCUUGUAAUACAGAAACCAAAUUAAACAACAACUAUCAACAGCGAAAACCAAAUACGGAGUUACUGAUGAGAUCUGAAAGUGAAGAGUGUAUUCCAUGUUCAUCGUCUAAAUCUGCUGAACGGAUCAAUGACAAAAUAAUCCAUCCAAUGGUUAAGAAAUUUCGUUUGUUGUAUUUGCAUAAUAUUAAGGAAGAAGUUGGAAUAAUGGAAGACUUGGAGUUGCUGCCAAAUAAGUUAGCUACAUUUUGCAAGGAAAUGGAAAAAGAUUUGUCAAAAAAUUCUUAGUUUAUCGGUGAAUAGGGCGAAAAAUUUUCUAAAUUCAAAAUAAAGAUUAUGUUUUUGAGGUUAAAUAAA